This is a messenger RNA of Tigriopus californicus, 2890 nucleotides long. RefSeq lists its product as uncharacterized. The transcript is spliced from 16 exons. The coding region runs from base 1 to 2748 and encodes 915 amino acids. Lineage: Eukaryota; Metazoa; Arthropoda; Copepoda; Harpacticoida; Harpacticidae. The record is from RefSeq and is a predicted model, not a curated record.
AUGGUCAAAAGUGUGACAAUGCAUCCCCGGCUCCGGUUCGAAAGUCGAAUAACAAAAGUUGAAAUUCGAGUUGGACCAUAUCAAGUGCCAGGAGUCGCCCAAAACAAGGUGUGCGGUGUGUCCGACAGCACGGUGGACAAAGACAAGAAGCAAGUCGUGUGCAGCCCUGCCCUUAUGGGACGUUAUAUUCAGUUCCGUCGCUUUGACGGCCUCAUGGAUAUCACUGAGCUUGAAUUUGAUCUAGACACGAAAGCUGGUCUACCGGCUGACUGCAACGAGUGUCCAGCACUUCCAAAUGUUCUGGAUAACAAAAUCAGAUGUAAUGACCCACUUUGCUUGGGCAUAAACUAUGAGGACAAAGGAGUGGUUACCUCCAACGAACGAUUCGAGAAAUGUAGCGUUGACAAGCUCUUUGAUGGCAAGAAGACAACUGAUUCACAAGGCUAUGACUAUUACUGCUCAUGGCCAAACAAAGAACCAUGGCUUCAGAUCGACCUGACACAAGAAGCCUCCAUUCGGAGCGUCACAAUUCAUCCCCGGAGGACGUAUGAGGCUCAAAUUAAUGAUGUUCACAUUUACAUUGGAAACAACGCCGUUACAAACUUUGCCAAAAACAAACUCUGUGGAACAACAGAUUCUGUAAUGGACAAGGGUGUUAAGACUGUUACAUGCAAGGAUGGCCCAGUCAAGGGUCGUUAUGUUCAAUUCAAGCGAGAGGGUUACAUGGACAUCACUGAGCUGGAAUUUGAAUUUGGGUGCGAUAAUUGCAAGGUGGACACAAAAGCUGAACUACCCGGCAUUAGUUGUAAUGAUCCAUUGUGUGUCGGUGUUCAAUGUGACAAAAAGGCUGUGGGCAAGUCCAAUAAGAGAUGGCCUGAAUGCGGGGUGGACAAGCUAUUUGACGGCAAGAAGACAGCUGAUUCCCCAGACUACGACUACUACUGCUCAUGGCCAAAUGAAGAGCCAUGGCUUCAGAUUGACCUGACACAAGAAGCCUCCAUCAGGAGUGUCACAAUUCAUCCCCGCAAGAAUUUCGAAACUCGAAUCACUAAUGUUCAAGUUUACAUUGGAAACAAUGCAAUUGCGAAUGUUGCCAAAAACAAGCUUUGUGGAACGACAGACUCUGUCAUGGACAAGGGUGUUAAGACUGUUACAUGCAAGGAUGGCCCAGUCAAGGGUCGCUUUGAUCAAUUCAAGCGAGAGGGUGUCAUGGACAUCACUGAGCUGGAAUUUGACUUUGGAUGCAAUGAUUGCAAGUUACCCACCAAGGAAAUAUUGCCCGCCCUGAGCUGUGAUGAUCCAUUGUGCAGUGGUGCUGGCAUUGAAGAAAAUGCCCUGGGCAGAUCUAAUAAGAGAUGGCCUCGAUGUGGAGUGGACAAGCUGUUUGAUGGCAAGAAGACAGCCGAUUCACCAAGCUAUGAAUACUACUGCUCAUGGCCAAAUGAAGAACCAUGGCUUCAGAUUGACCUGACAAGAGUCACAUCAAUCCGCGGAGUCACUAUUUACCCACGUAAAAACUAUGAAAGCCGAAUUACAAAUGUAGUCAUUCGCAUCGGAGCAUUUGGCUUAGCUGGCAUUGCUAAGAACAAACUCUGUGGCAGCAGUGAUGACGUAUUGGACAAAGGCUUCAAGACUGUCAUUUGCAAUGAUGGUCCGAUUCAGGGUCGCUAUGUUCAUUUUAAACGUGCUGGAAUCAUGGACAUCACUGAGCUGGAAUUCAAUUUUGGUUGCGACGAUUGCACCAAGUCUUCAGUGUCUUCUCCGAGCUGUGGCGGCGUAGAUCGAUGCUCCGGAGUGAACUACAAGAGGAAUGCCUGGGUAACGUCAAACAGAGUUGCAGCGGGCAGCAGCCUUGGUCACCUCUUUGACGGUCGAACCCGUGACAAUUCACCAGCCACGUUCGACUACACCUCUACAAGUCAAAACCAUCCGUGGGUGCAAAUUGACCUCCGUCGUCAGACCACGAUCCGAAGUGUAACUCUGUAUGUCCGAGCCAACUUGGAGGGCAAGAUUAACAACGUGCAGGUCCGAGUAGGGAACAAACCCACCCAUACUCAAGCAGGAGGAGCAUUGCUUUAUGGCAAUGCCUUGUGUGGUACAACCAAUGCAAACACCAUUUAUAGCUCCAAGCAAGUCACUUGUUCCCCUCAUCGUUACGGAAGAUACAUCACCAUCCAACGCAGCACUCAAGGUCUUUUGUCCUUUACCGAAGUCUCCAUUGACCUAGAUGACACUGUUGGCGUUCCUCAAGAAUGCUUUGCUGACAAUUGCGAUAUUUGGGAUUACACCACGUCCGCGGUGGUUACCUCCAACAACUUGAGGCCUGGUUGCACCCGAACCAACCUGUUUGAUGGUCGCACAAGGCAAAACUCUCCAAACUACAAGUUUUUCUGCACCAACAAUUACAACUACCCGUGGGUCCAGAUUGACCUCAAGCAAGGGCGCACCCUUCGUUCCGUCACCAUUCAUCCACGAAAGGAUUUUGAAUUCAGAAUCACUAACCUACAAGUGCGCAUUGGAAACACCCCCGCCUCUGGAACUCCGUUGAAUGCGCUCCUCACGCAUAACGCCUUGUGCGGCACAACCAAACUUGAUACAGUUGCUGAAUCUCAACGACUAACUUGUCCUUCUGGCCAAAAUGGGCGGUAUAUCACGCUACAGCGUCAAUUCCGUGGCAACCUUGAUAUCACUGAGGUUGUUUUGGACUUGGAUUCUGCUGGGCGCCCAGCAUGGUGUCCAUCAAAUUGAGAUUAUGCUGAUGAUUAGAGGAAAAUCUGACUAGAAUGAUAGGAUGCGAAUCUCCCAAUGGUAAAACAAGAUUUUAAAUCUAAUGUUUUGACUGAUUGCCCCAUUGACUGACCUCAACGUAAAACAAUAAAGAUAUAUUCCA